UACCCGGAACAUUAUAGAUGUGCGACAAAGGCAGUGGAAACAUGGCGGCGGCCUUAGUACAAAUGUCAUGUUUGUAUCGUGGGAUGUUAGCCGUCAGGGCGACGGGAAUCAGACCGUUCAUUCCAGGGCUGGUGCCCUCGCAGUUUAGAGCCUUUUCAGUGAAGAGAGAACCAGACCUGGAGGAUAACCCGUAUUACAAUAAAUAUCAGGAAAAGAUCAACAAACUGCGCCGUGCCAAACCCCAGGAGUUCAAAACUCGGCUACAAAAAAGAGAUGAAGUCAGGAAAGAGCCACUUGGACACUCCAAACAAGCAGAGUUCAUAAAACUCAUGGAGGACGAGCUGGAAAAACGUGACAAGCAACCAGCUGGCUCUGGAUUCACCAAAGACAAGAGCCUUGGUUCCAUCAUAAAUCUAGAGCUGAUCAAGGAUAACUCAGGCGAUGAGAUUGGUGAGAUCUGGAUGCGAUAUCAUGCCACAAAGGACACGAUUAGUGCUGUCAUACCAGAUGAGAUUUUUGAGUUGAUGUUCAACAGAGCCAAGACAUGCCCGACGUUCCUGUAUGCGUUGCCCCAGAAGGAGGGUUAUGAGUUUUUCCUGGGACAGUGGUCUGGAUAUCAGUUCCAUUUCACAUCAUUGAUCAAUGUCCAGACCAUGGGUGAGAACGCUCCCAGUCAACUGAUUCUCUACCACUACCCAGAUCUGCAGAAAGACAAGGGCAUAGUGCUCAUGACGGCAGAGAUGGACCCCAAGUUCAUCACCGUACACCAGGCCCAGUGUCUGGCCAAUCAACUCCAACUGUUCUACGCAACCAAGCGGCAGGAGACCUUCCAAUUGGUUGAGAGCUUCAACCACAAACCAGCCGAUUUCAGGCACAUGUCUGUGAUAGCUGAGCUGGAGCUGAGUGGCAUCGGUCCUACGGUCGUCGUGGGUAACUCCUAGGUCAAGAUGGGAAUCAGGACUGUAAAAUUGCACCAAUAUGCCGUGGCGUAAGAAAUCACUAAGGAAUGCUUGCACAGUGGGUUUUUUCUUCUGAAACUGUAGCCCGUGUGAUCCCCUUGUCGAGGACUGGUGGGCCAUCGCAGACUUAAAUAUACUUUAUCAUCCUUUUAAGUUAUACGGUCAAAAUUAUGAAUGGAAAUUAAUCCCCAAACUGUUUUUGUCUAAAUGUGCUCUUUAUUCCCUGUCCAUCAUAUUGUAGUACUUUUGACACUGGUCUCAAUGGAAACUUGGUGCUAUCAGAACAGAUUUGGUUCAGUAUGGCUUUAUCCCAUUCAUAUUCUGUGUAAUAUACUGUACAUCCCUGAUAAUACCUGAUUUAAAUUGACUGUCCAAGCUCAGUUUGGUUUGUCAAGGAGAGUAUGUACAUCUCUCUUAGUGGAUAGAAAUGGUCGAAUGUGAAAUACAGAGUUGGUGGGAGGUCA
Molecule: messenger RNA, 1423 nt
Organism: Hypomesus transpacificus
Lineage: Eukaryota; Metazoa; Chordata; Actinopteri; Osmeriformes; Osmeridae
Gene: atpaf1
Product: ATP synthase mitochondrial F1 complex assembly factor 1
Exons: 9
Coding region: 18-941 (307 amino acids)
Biological process (GO): mitochondrial proton-transporting ATP synthase complex assembly
Cellular component (GO): mitochondrion
Source: RefSeq, a predicted model, not a curated record